This is a messenger RNA of Naegleria gruberi, 384 nucleotides long. RefSeq lists its product as uncharacterized. Gene Ontology annotation, biological process: axoneme assembly. Gene Ontology annotation, cellular component: axonemal microtubule. The record is from RefSeq and is a predicted model, not a curated record. Lineage: Eukaryota; Heterolobosea; Eutetramitea; Acrasida; Naegleriidae. The coding region runs from base 1 to 384 and encodes 127 amino acids. The transcript has a single exon.
AUGUCUCGAAUGCAAACUAGCUCGGCAGCAAUUACUCCUCUUGGGUUGGAGACAAAGCCACUCCCUCAAUCAACAUCAUCGUUAGGCUCGACAAGACAAUCAGGAACUCAACAGUUAGACUCUGCCGAGAUUCAUAACUCUCAACUUUAUCAAGCCCGAAAGGAAAAGGGAAAUAAUCCACUCUAUCAAACCUCAAAUGCAAGUUAUGGUUCUAAACCAUUAAAAGAUGUACAUAAACCAACAGAAUAUUUCGGAAGCUCACAUUCAUUCUCUAAGGAAUUUGUGGGCGGAAUGUUUAGAAAUCAAAGUUUAAAUACUAAUAGGACAAGAAAUAUCGCCAUGCCAGACCCAUCAUUUGGUGCCAACCAUUUCCACGACCAAUAA